UGCUUGCUGACGAGAAUGCAAGAGAUGUCCAUGGAUUACCAUUUCAAGGUGGAGCAGGAAGCUGGCUCUUUCCCCUGCAACUUCUUUGGCUACAAUGGUACCUACAGCCACUCUCUCUUCUCCGCUGCGCCGACGCAGUUGUUCAUGCCACGCUGUCAUUUUUCAGUCAUGCUCAAGAAACAGGAACCGAAUUUAUUCAUGCACGUAGGAACCGCUGGAGUGUGGAGGACACAGGCGAUUGUCGAGUCCGGUGGCUGGGAGGACCGAACCACUGCUGAGGACAUGGACUUGGCACUGCGAGCAAGCCUCUUGGGCUGGGAAUUCGUUUACGUUGAGAGCAUAAAGGUUAAGAGUAAGCUGCCGAGCACUCUGAAGGCAUACAUGUCCCAGCAGCAUCGCUGGUCGUGCGGCCCUGCGCUGCUGUUCAAGAAAAUGUUCUCGGAAAUUAUUGCUGCCAAGAAAGUAUCGGUUUGGAAGAAAUUGUACAUGAUCUAUGACUUCUUCAUUGCCCGGAGAAUUGUCGGCACAUUCUUCACCUUGUUCUUUUUCGGCAUUCUGAUUCCAAUUAUCAUUAUAUUCCCAGAAGCGCAGAUCUCUGUGUGGGAGCUGAUCUAUAUUCCCACAGCUAUCAUUCUCCUUAAUUCUGUUGGGACACCAAGGUUCCACUGUCUUGAAAUAUUUUUUGGCCUGUUUCUUCUGGUGUCUGGGUGCUUUGACUACAUAUUCAGAGAUGACUAUUUGUACCUACUUGUUCUUCCUCAAUCCAUCAUGUAUUUUGCAAUUGGUUUUCAGUUCAUCGGUCUCCGUGUAUCCGAAGAUUGA
Molecule: messenger RNA, 822 nt
Organism: Panicum virgatum (switchgrass)
Lineage: Eukaryota; Viridiplantae; Streptophyta; Magnoliopsida; Poales; Poaceae
Product: probable glucomannan 4-beta-mannosyltransferase 6
Exons: 4
Coding region: 16-822 (268 amino acids)
Cellular component (GO): Golgi apparatus
Molecular function (GO): mannan synthase activity
Source: RefSeq, a predicted model, not a curated record